GUGCUAGUUUCUAAAUCUCGUUUGGCCUUUUCGGGGAAUAUGCAUGAACUGCUUACUCAACUCUGGCUGUUGUUUAGAAUUAUUGUCGUCUAGCCAUCGGGUUGUAUUGGUAGCGGGAUGGUUUUUCAAUUUCAUUAUUCAGUGGAUAACAAUCAUCAUUUUCCCUCCUCAAUUGGUCUUCUGAAGUAGCUUCUGCGUUUGAUUUUAGCACUGUUCUCAGGGUUUCUAAUCAAUAAGAGCAUUACUUGUUGGAAUACUAGACUGACAAGCCUUGCUUUUGGUUUCUUUGAUAAAACAAUGCUCGUUAUUUGCUGAAUACUCUUGAAGUUCUAGCAUUGGAACAAUUGUGAUGCAAGAUCAAUCAAGGACAUUUGUCGUUUUAUAAUUUUUAACCCAGUAAUCUGCUAGAUGGAUGAGAAGGUUCUCUCAUUUCAUGCUCGCAAGGAUGGUAUAUGAAGCAUGAUGACACUUGAAGACUUCUUCACCUUGACUGAAAUUAAAAAUGGGCUUACAGCCCCAUGUAGAGUUGAAGAGUUGAUUAAUGUUAUGCAAAAGGAGAAAGAUUGUUUUGUGAAGAAUGUUAGUGAUGCAACCAGGCACUGGGCUGCAGUUGCUGGUGCUAUUACUGCUACGGAGAAUAAAGAUUGUCUUGAUCUUUUUAUCCAAUUAGAUGGACUGAGCUUUAUUCAAAGAUGGCUUAAGGAUGCUCAAAAGUUCAGGAACGAUACAAAUGAUAGCACUGUGGAAGAAUCUAUCAUUGUUUUGUUGCAAGCACUUAAAAAGCUUCAUAUAACUGCUGAGAAAUCUAUUUCUUCUGGGAUUUUAUUUACUGUCAAGGGUCUUUAUGAAAAUAGUGACCAUGGAAAGUCUAGAUUCGGGAAGGAAUUAAGUGUACUCCUUGACAGGUGGAUGCAGGAGAUAAAUGAUAAAGAUUUGCUCCAUGAUGCAGAAAAUGUUGGUGUACAUUUUGAUGAUGCCUCAAAUCUUUCUCACGGUGCAGGAAGGUCAUCUGCUCCGGGAGGAUCUGUUCCAAGAGAAUUAUCCAGUGAUGGAAAACUAGCAGUAGAACCUGUUAGAGGCAAAAUAUUAUCCUCUGAGAGCUCUGAUGCUCUUCACCCAGAUAAGAUUAAAGAUUCAAAUGUCCAAUCUCCAAGAAACGAGCUUGACUCUCAUUCAAUAUCUGGAAAUUCUGUUGUGAAAGAUAGAUCUCCAGAUUUAACAACAAACGCAGCUGCCGUGUCAGUUCCAAUGGAGGAUGUUUCAAAGAAGGAAGAAACAUCUCUAUGUUCUGUUGGUGGAGGAACCUCGGCUGCUAUGGCUUGUAGCUCUCCAGUUGCAAGGGAAGGCAGUGAUAAUGAACAGUUAGAUGGCUCAAAGAAGUUGAAUGAGUUGCCAGAGCUUGACAGCCAAGUGCACAAGAUUGAUGGCUCCUCUGGUAGGUCAUGUGUGACAGAAAAAUCAGAUAACUCUACUCAUUCUCCCAUGCAGGAUCUGGGAUCUGUCAUGGAAGGUUUUGAUGCUGCAAAUGGUGAAGAGUCUGCUAAAGAAGCUUCAGCUCAGCAAGAUAAUGAUGGUCUUGACAAUGCUGGUGUUUCUCGACAUAGUUCUAGUCUAGAUAGUGAGAGAGUUACCACAUUGGAUUCUGAAAAUGGGAAAUCAGAUAAAAAGACAAAUUAUUCUAGCAUGCCUGUUUUCAAAUCUGCAGGCCUAGAUGCUGAGCACUAUCGAAAUACUCUGCGGGAUUUGUCUCUGAGUGGCAGUCGAAUAGGAAAACAUGAAGAUCGUGGGGCUUCUUUUUCGAGGAUGGAAGACUUUGGUCAAGUUAAUGGCGAAAGACAGCCUCGGAGAAAGGAAGAUGAUGAUGUAAUGACUGAUUCUGAAUUCUCCAAACCGAAAUUAAAUCCCAAAACUUCAAAUAUAAAGAAUAGUAAGUCAGACAUGGAACUUGAGUAUGGUAUAGUAGAUGCUCUGGAGGUUGCUCGGCAAGUAGCUCAAGAAGUUGAAAGAGAAGUGGUGGAAUAUAGAGAGCCAUCCUGCAGCUCGUCUUCUGAUAAAAUUUCUGAUGGUGGAAUCAGGCAGCUGGGUAAACUAGACACCAUUACAGAAAAACAGGACCUUCCGGCUGAUCACCAGGGAACGGAGGUCCAAUCUGCAAAAAGUCAUGUUGCUGAAUCAUAUUCUGAUGCGGAGACAUGUUUGACGCAUCCAGAUAAUGUAGAUACUCAACCUGAAAAUUUAAAUGAAAUGGAAUCCUCCCUGGUCACUGAAGCAGCUCAAGGGGCAGAUACAAGUACAGAAAAAGGAUUUUGUGAAUUUGAUCUAAACCAAGACGCAUUUAAUGAUGAUGCAGAGCAGUUAGUAACUCCAGUGUCUUUACCGGUAUCUGUUAUUUCUGUUUCUAGACCAGCUGCUCCUUCUGGAUUGCCUCUAACACCUUUGCAGUUUGAAGGGGCACUUGGAUGGAGAGGCUCUGCAGCCACUAGUGCUUUCCGCCCUGCUUCCCCUCGUAAAGUUCCUGAUAGUGAUAGGACUCUUUCUAGUGGGGGAAAUUCUGAUAGUUCAAAGCAGAGGCCGGACUUUCUUGACAUUGAUUUGAACGUGGCUGAGACUGGAGAUGAAACCAGGAAACAAAACCAGGGAUCAUCUUUCCCACAAUCCAGAGAGUUAUUGAUUGAAAGUGGACAAAGAAGAUCUGGGGGACUAAAGCUGGACCUUAACUGUGUUGGUGAGGAUGUUGAUGCUCCAGCAUCAGAUUUGAGGAUGGAGGGACACUUUAACAAUCAGAAUAGCUACAGUGCCUCUCCUGCCUGCUCUUCUUCAUCGCUGCAACCUUUGGUAAGAAAUAUUGAUUUGAAUGAUAGGCCAUUUGUUCAAGGUGACGCUUCAGAUCAAGGUCCGGUUAAGUACUGUCAAAAUACAAGCGCUUAUGGAGGGUCUAAUAAAGAUGCUUCUGUCAUUUCCAUUAUGGGUACAAGGGUUGAAGUUAGUGGAAAAGAUUUUGCUCUUCGUGCUUCAUCUUUGCCAAACGGCAGAACUGUUGAGCCUGCUGGAAUAGGUGCUACUUUGGCAAGAACAGGAGAUAUAUUAGGGAUGGGUUCCGCAGUUCCUUACCACCAGACUCCUUUUAUUGGUUACAAUGGAUUGACACCACGGCCAACCAUUUCUUUCUCAACCAUGUAUGAACCUAGUGGUUCAAUUCCCUACAUGGUGGAUUCAAGAGGAGCUGCUGUUAUGCCUCAAAUUAUGGGUCCUAUGUCAGCUGUUCCGCCUUCCUCCUACUCUCACACUCCAUUUUUCAUGGGCAUGACAGAUUCACAGCUGACCCCCAAUGGCGUUGCUCAUUCACGUCCUAAAUUUGAUCUGAAUUCUGGAUUGAGUGAUUCUGGGGGUUUAAAGCAGUUUCUUUUCCCAGGUCAUCUCCGAUCCAUGGAAGAGCAGUUGAGACAACCUUCAAGUUCUGGAGUUGGUGCAAAAAGGAAAGAACCAGAUUGCCCUGAUGGUGGCUGGGAAGGGUAUGGAAACAGUAAUCAUUCCUCACAAGAUCCUGUUCUCCGCUUCAGACCUUUUCGUUAAUCCACAGAAGUAUACUGAUGAUCACUGCCAGAAAAUGAUUCAUACAAGGAGGCUGAACCCAUUAGCCUUAGUGUGGGAGUGGGUUUAAUUUAUGCCUAAAUAAAGCUAGGUAACUUGUGCUGUUAUAUGAUUCACGAGUUAAUUGUUGAGGAAAAAAUUAGGGGCGUCCUUUGUUUUUUUUUUGGUCUCAUAUUUUCUUUUCUUUUUGUUCCUUUUUAUCUCAUGGUGUUUUCAUAGAAAGGCCAUUGCAAAAAAAAAAAA
Messenger RNA from Cucurbita moschata (crookneck pumpkin), 3834 nucleotides. RefSeq lists its product as uncharacterized. The transcript is spliced from 4 exons. Lineage: Eukaryota; Viridiplantae; Streptophyta; Magnoliopsida; Cucurbitales; Cucurbitaceae. The coding region runs from base 460 to 3573 and encodes 1037 amino acids. The record is from RefSeq and is a predicted model, not a curated record.